AUGAUCACAAGGGAAUAUGUCACUCUGUUUCUGCUGGGCUCCUGCUUCCUGUUGGACUGCAGCUCCCAAAACCCCCUGAAGGUUCUGCCCCAGAGCAAAACGAAGGCUGCAGUGAUGUCAGCUAGGGGAGGGGCUGGAGCUAAGCCUGUGAGAUCAUCUCUGGAGGAAGUGACAUCAUUAGAGGGCAGGACGAGGCUGAGGAGACACGGGAGGUCGAGGGUGCAGCGUACAAAAAGAGGAUGGGUGUGGAACCAGUUCUUUGUGCUGGAGGAGUACAUGGGAUCUGAACCUCAGUAUGUUGGGAAACUCCACACAGACAUGGACCACGGAGACAAUGCAGUCAAGUACACUCUGUCAGGAGAAGGAGCAGGGUCCAUCUUCACCAUCGAUCAGACUACAGGAGACAUUCAUGCACUGGUGGGGCUGGACAGGGAGGAAAAGUCGUACUACACGCUGACUGCCCAGGCUGUUGACAUCCACUCAGGCCUGCCUCUGGAGCCGCAGUCUGAGUUCAUCAUCAAGGUGCAGGACAUCAAUGACAACGAGCCACGAUUCACUGAUGGUCCCUACAGUGCCACUGUCCCCGAAAUGUCUCCAACAGGAACUUAUGUGACCCAGGUGACUGCCACAGAUGCAGAUGACCCCACAUAUGGCAACAGUGCACGUAUCGUCUACAGCAUACUUCACGGCCAGCCAUACUUCUCUGUGGACCCAAAGACAGGAGUGAUCAGGACAGCUCUAGCCAACAUGGACCGCGAGGUGAAAACAGAGUACCAGGUUCUACUUCAGGCAAAGGACAUGGGAGGUCAGCUAGGGGGGCUGGCCUCCACCACCACCAUUAACAUCACCCUCAGCGACGUCAACGACAACCCACCACGCUUUGCUAAGAGUAUUUUCCAUCUGCGGGUGCCAGAGUUAGCGUCAGUUGGCUCAGCAGUGGGUCGGAUUCAGGCCCACGAUCUGGAUGCUGGCAGCAAUGCAGAGGUGGAUUACACCAUAGUUCCAGGAGAUGAGGGCAACAUGUUUGACAUCAUCUCCUCUGACCAAAGUCAAGAGGGAGUGGUAGUCUUGAAAAAGACUAUUGACUAUGAGACCAAGAAGUCAUACACCUUCAAGGUGGAGGCAUCCAACCCACAGCUGGACCCCCGUUUCCUCCACCUAGGGCCCUUUAAGGACUCAGCGACAGUCAAGGUGAAUGUCUUGGACGUGGACGAGCCCCCUGUCUUCACCACGUCCUCCUACUCUCUGGACGUGUAUGAGGACACUCCUCCAGGAACCAUUAUCGGCUCUGUAACUGCUCAGGACAUGGACGCCAGCAGCAGUGCUGUCAGGUAUUCCCUGGUGUGGCAGACAGAGUCGGACAGCUGUUUUGACAUCGACACUGUUGAAGGAACCAUCUCCACUAAUGAUUACCUGGACAGAGAGACCGCUGUUCAGCACAACAUCACUGUGGUGGCAACCAAAGUCAACAACCCUCUGCUGUCCAAUCAAGUGUCAGUGACCAUCAACGUCUUGGAUGUGAACGAGUUUCCUCCUGAGUUGGCACUUCCUGCAGAUACCUUUGUGUGUGAGAACUCCAGAGUGGGACAGGUGAUCCAGACAGUCAGUGCUGUGGACAAAGAUCUUCCUCCUGUUGGACAGAGGUUCUUCUUCAAGACCCCCAAAGAGCUUCGCAACAGAAACUUCACUGUUCGAGAUUUUGGAAAUAACACUGCUGGCAUUGUGACUCGACGGCCGCACUUCCAGCGGCGGCUGCAGGAUGUCUAUGUUCUUCCUAUUGUGGUUGAAGACAGUGGUUACCCUGCCCAGAGCAGCACUGCCACCCUCACGAUCCGAGUGUGUUCCUGUGAGACAGGAGGCUCGCUGCUGACCUGCUCAGCUGAGGCCAUCUUCCUGCCUGUAGGCCUCAGCACUGGAGCUCUGAUGGCUAUUCUACUAUGUGUAGCUCUGCUGAUCGUCAUGGCAGCUUUAUACAUGGGCCAGAGGCGCCACAAAGAGAAGGACACCCUGAUGACAUCAAAAGAGGACAUCCGUGAUAAUGUCAUUCACUAUGACGACGAGGGCGGAGGGGAGGCUGACACUCACGCCUUCGACAUGGGCACUCUGCGCCACACACACUCACAGCGCACCAGUACCCACAGCACCACCUCCAAGAAGGAGAAGAAUGGCUACGGAGACGGGGUCCUGCUGCAUCUCAGCAGCCGCUGCAGUGACGUCCGCUCACCUGACAUCCAUCGUCAAACGGCCAGCGUUAUCACUGCCGUCAACAACAAGUCCUCGCUGCCAUCCCGCAACAGAGUGACUGAGGGUGAUGCUAAGAUGGUCAAGGAGUUCAUCGCCCAGCGACUGGAGGACACUCAGCAGGGUUAUGCUGCCCCACCCUAUGAUUCUCUGGCGACGUACGCCUACGAGGGUGAUGGUUCUGUGGCUGGCUCACUCAGCUCCAUAGAGGAGUCAUGGGUCAUUGACGAUUCAGGAGACUUUAGCUCCCUUGGUGACUGGGGACAGCCCUUCAAAACACUGGCGAGCAUUCUGGACAGACAGCCGCCGACUCUGAGCGAGGAGAGCUGA
Molecule: messenger RNA, 2571 nt
Organism: Plectropomus leopardus (leopard coralgrouper)
Lineage: Eukaryota; Metazoa; Chordata; Actinopteri; Perciformes; Serranidae
Product: cadherin-12-like
Biological process (GO): adherens junction organization; cell-cell adhesion mediated by cadherin; homophilic cell-cell adhesion
Cellular component (GO): catenin complex; adherens junction; plasma membrane
Molecular function (GO): beta-catenin binding; calcium ion binding; cadherin binding
Source: RefSeq, a predicted model, not a curated record